Molecule: messenger RNA, 1566 nt
Organism: Cyphellophora europaea CBS 101466
Lineage: Eukaryota; Fungi; Ascomycota; Eurotiomycetes; Chaetothyriales; Cyphellophoraceae
Exons: 3
Coding region: 1-1566 (521 amino acids)
Biological process (GO): transmembrane transport; carbohydrate transport
Cellular component (GO): membrane
Molecular function (GO): carbohydrate:proton symporter activity
Source: RefSeq, a predicted model, not a curated record
AUGUCGAAAGCUGUCGCUUCCAAGGAUGUGGACGCCCGCGAGGUGGCACAGGACUCCGAGAUUCAACGCUUGCUGGCGGAAGACAACACGCCAUGGUACAAGAAACCGAACCUGCGAACACUCUACUUCUUCCUCGUUCCCGCUGCGUUGGGAGUUGAGAUGACAUCGGGCUAUGAUGGAAGUGUCUUGAAUGGUUUACAAGCUGUGGACCCUUGGCUGAGUCAUUUCGACUACCCCAGUGGGGCUACACUUGGUAUUGUAACUGCAUCGUUCAACAUUGGUGCUGUUGCUGGCAUUCCAUUGAUCCCAUACAUCAACGAUCGCUUUGGACGCAAAGCCUGCGUCGUCCUUGGUUCCCUCUUCAUCUCUAUUGGCGUCAUUAUUCAGACCGCUGCUAUCAAUGUCGGCAUGCUAAUCGCUUCUCGCCUCAUUAUGGGCCUGGGUAUUCCAUACGCCAUUUCCGGCGCUUCCCAAUUGAUCGCCGAACUCUCGUAUCCUCACGAACGCGCCGUCAUCACUGGUUUAUUCAAUGAGUCGUGGUACGUCGGAGCCAUACUCGCAGCCGGCGUCACCUUGGGCACCUUUGAACGACCAGAUCAUUGGUCUUGGCGCCUCCCAACGCUCUUCCAGAUCCUGCCUUCGACACUUCAACUCAUCUUCAUCUGGUUCGUCCCCGAGUCGCCUCGUUUCCUGAUAUCCCGCGACCGCCACGAAGAAGCACUUGCCAUCCUCACCAAGUACCACGCCGAGGGCGACUCCUCUUCGCCGUUUGUGGCUGCCGAGUUCCACCAGAUCCGAGAGACCAUCCGCCGAGAGCAAUUAGCCUCCAAGUCUCCAUGGAAAGAGCUCGUCACCAACCCGGUCAACCGCCGCCGUGUCCUCAUUGCUGCUUGCGUUGGCCUCUUCGCUCAGUGGGCUGGCAACGGCCUCGUGUCCUACUAUCUCGCCCGAGUCCUUGCCUCUAUCGGCAUCACCGAGCGACGUACUCAGAAUCAACUGAACCUGGGCCUCAUGUGCUGGAACCUCGUCACAGGUGUCUCGGGCAGUUUCGUGCAACACGUUAUGCCGCGCCGCAAGCAGUUCCUGACAGCGUACGGUGGCAUGUGUCUCAUCUUCGCGUGCUGGACGGGCGCGAGCGCCACUUACGCCAAAGACAACUCCAACCACAGCGCGGGCACAGCUGUUGUGGCUCUCAUCUUCGUCUACUAUGCGUUCUACAAUCUCAUGAUGCCUCUAGCUUACUGCUACAUCACCGAGGUGUUCCCUUUCAUGCAUCGGAGUAAGGGUGUGGCGAUCAUGCAGCUCUUCAGUCGGGCGGGCAGUGCGUUCAACCAAUUUGUCAACCCCCUCGGCCUGGAGGGUAUACAGUGGAGAUUCUACUUGGUCUACGUCAUAUGGCUGGCAAUUGAGACAACUGUGAUCUUCUUCCUGUAUCCCGAAACCAAAGGGCCGAGUUUGGAAGAGGUGGCGAUGGUCAUGGAUCGGGAGGCACAGGUGGAGAAGGUCGAGGUUGGGGCUACUGGGAAGGGCGGCGAGCACGUUACGGAGGUCGAGAAGGCGGCUUGA